CCCUGGCAGGGAUCAACAGUCAUCUAACUGUGGAAUACAUACUGUUAGCAUGGCCGUUCAGCAGACUGCACAUCACUACUCUUUUUCACAGUUAAACAACCUGGCAUGUGAGACAAAUGGAGCAAAGGUUAUUUUUUCGACAGAUGACUUUUUUGCCCCUGCAUCUAACCUUCUGAAGAGGGAACCAGUGGAGUUUAAAACAGAUGCUUUCACAGAAUUUGGUAAAUGGAUGGAUGGAUGGGAGACCCGAAGAAAAAGAAUUCCAGGUCACGAUUGGUGCAUAAUACAGCUGGGAGUGCCAGGAGUGAUACGUGGCUUUGAUGUUGACACUUCAUUUUUUACAGGAAACUAUGCUCCUCAUAUCUCUAUUCAGGCUGUGUGCCUGCAGCAGGAUGUAAUCAAAGAACUGCCUCUGAGAGGAGAUAAAAUGGGAACUGCUGCGUCAGAGGAGGAAUACCAGUGCAUCAAAAAGAUGUGCUCUGAAUCCUGGGUUGAGUUAGUACCAUUUUCAAAAGUUAAACCAGGAUAUACUGACUCAUGUCAUAAUUACUUUCCUGUGAGCUGUACACAGAGAUGGACCCACAUUAGACUUAACAUUUACCCUGAUGGUGGAAUUGCACGUUUAAAGGUGUAUGGUAUUGGACAGAGAGACUGGUCUGAAGUGACUCCCACCCAGAAGGUAGAUUUGGUAGCUCUCAUAAAUGGAGGUGUUUGCAUUGGCUUCAGCGAUGCUCACUUUGGGCAUCCUCGUAAUAUGAUAGGAGCAGGAACAGCCAUCAAUAUGGGGGAUGGAUGGGAGACUGCAAGGAGACUGGAUCGUCCUUCUGUUUUAACAGUUGAUGAAAAUGGAAUAUUACAGGUGCCUGGAAGUGAAUGGGCUGUUUUUAAACUGGGACACAUUGGUGUGAUAACUGAGAUUCAGAUAGACACCACACACUUUAAAGGUAACUUCCCAGACUCCUGUAAAAUUGAUGCUUGCUCAAUGACAUCAGAGGAAGAAAUGACUACAAAGUGGGAAAGUGAUGUUGUGACCGAUUGGAAACCUCUGCUAGUAACACAAAAGCUGAAACCACAUCAUCAGCACUUUUUCACAGGAAGCUCAAUACAGCUGACUGAAGCUGUUACUCAUGUGAAAAUCACCAUGGCACCAGACGGUGGCAUUAGCAGGAUGCGGCUCUGGGGAUAUCUGCGCUCCUCACCUUCUAAAUAAUUCCAUUCUGCAGUCAGAAUAUCUGAUAAAUUAAUAAUGCUUUUAUUUUUAUCUCUACUAUUCAUUAAUUCCAUUGAGGUAUGAUGUUGAUAUUAUAUGUUAAAUACAAUAUGCUUAAUGGUUUUUAACAUCCUGUUUAUGGUAAGGACAUAGCAUUUGGCCAAAUAAAUGGUUUAAUAUUUGUAAUGCAA
Messenger RNA from Erpetoichthys calabaricus (reedfish), 1401 nucleotides. RefSeq names its product allantoicase (gene allc). Gene Ontology annotation, biological process: allantoin catabolic process. Lineage: Eukaryota; Metazoa; Chordata; Cladistia; Polypteriformes; Polypteridae. The record is from RefSeq and is a predicted model, not a curated record. The transcript has 11 exons. Gene Ontology annotation, molecular function: allantoicase activity. The coding region runs from base 50 to 1210 and encodes 386 amino acids.